Molecule: messenger RNA, 2085 nt
Organism: Felis catus (domestic cat)
Lineage: Eukaryota; Metazoa; Chordata; Mammalia; Carnivora; Felidae
Product: lysozyme-like protein 6
Exons: 5
Coding region: 584-1054 (156 amino acids)
Biological process (GO): fusion of sperm to egg plasma membrane involved in single fertilization
Cellular component (GO): sperm flagellum; acrosomal vesicle
Source: RefSeq, a predicted model, not a curated record
UAAUUUCUAUUCAAAAUAUAGUGGUGGGGGCCACAGGCACACCCUGUCACCCGGAGCACAGUGUCCUGUGACUGGCAUUCUCCACUACUACCCCAUGGGGGAAGGAGUUCCCCCAAAGGUGGUACCACCCACCAAAGGGAAGGGAGGUGAGGAGGCAGAACAACCAGGACCCUCUGUGCUGCCCCACCCAGGGGCCUUCAUGACAGUGAUCACCAGUCAGUGCUUCCAGACCCAUCUGUACUUUCUGCGGGAAGCUUGCAUGGGCCUCCGUUUGCAUGGUUUGGACCCAAGUAUGUCCAGGAGAAUGAUGACGUCACAGAACUGCGGUUCCAGAAGGCAGGGUGGCCCAGCGCUCCCACCUUCUUUAGAACAUGGGGAGCUGUGACCUAGGCGGGGCUAGAGUAUAGUUCAUGAGGAAGAGACUCUUCGUUCUACUGAUUCUUGAGGAAAGCCCUGGCUGUCUGGGACCUGGGGUCAGAGAGGGGUAGGAGAGAGAUUCCUCAGGUGCUCAGAGGAGACCAGCAGCACGUCUGGGAGAUCCUCGGGACCACAGGCCCUCAGCUGCACCUUCUCCCCUCUGAAGAUGAUGAGGACGCUACUGAUGUCCUUGGUCAGCUGCCUCGUUGCCAUAAAUGAGGCCAAGCUCAUCAAUCGCUGUGACUUGGCCAGAGUGCUGCACAAGGAGGAUCUGGAUGGGUUUGAGGGCUACUCCCUGAGUGACUGGCUGUGCCUGGCUUUUGUGGAGAGCAACUUCAACCUGUCAAAGGUAAAUGAAAAUGCAGACGGCAGCUUCGACUAUGGCAUCUUCCAGAUCAACAGCCACUACUGGUGCAAUGAUUACAAGAGUCACUCGGAAAACAUUUGCCACGAGGACUGCAAAGGUCUGGCCGGGGUCUCAGGGUGGGAGAGAACUGCUGAGCCCCGAUCUUCUCUCAACCAUCAACUGUGUGAAAAAGAUGGUGUCUGGAGCAGGGGGAAUGAAGAACUGGAACACCAUGCAGAAGAGACGCUGACGGCUAUUAGGGAUGACCCUCUCUGGAGGGAGAGUCGAUAGUUGCCCCUGAGAUUGACGGAUUGGUUAUUUAUCUAUCUAUCUAUCUAUCUAUCUAUCUAUCUAUCUAUCUUUCUGUGUGUUUAGUGACUCUCAGCCUUGUAAAAUGGUGCGCUCCCCCUUCGGGGCCAGAGGAGGAUUUGAAAACGUGGGAGCAUACUGGACGGGGGGAGGAGCCAAACACCACAGAUAAGAGAAAUUUAAAGGAAGGCUCAGAGGGGCCACAGGGGGACAGACCAGAGAGCGAGCAGUGAAGGGGGUUCUGUGCAUUGCCGUGCUGUGCUGUGCUGUGCGUUCACUAAGUGCUGGGUCAUGGAUGUGGAGAAGGAGCUACUAAGUAGGAAGCAAGAACCCAGCCUUCUCUCCACAGGGUGGCAUGGAGGUUGCACUGUGCCGGCCGGCCACUCUCCUACUGGAUGACGGGGUGUCACAAGGAAUGAGACAGGCGUGGAGUCCUUCCAGCGUUCCUCUUCUCGCCUGGGGAUUCUUCAUGCCUUCUUCCUCUUGCCUCCACUUCACGUGAUUUUCUUACUUCCCAUGUUCAAAAAGGACUGACCGGAGCCCCAGAAAUAAUUGGGUUUCUAGGGCUUUCUCCUUGUACCCAUCCAGGCCCAGGCCCCUGGUUCCUGACUGUCAAUCGCAAACCAAGAGAGGACCACAGUGAAGAAGUUGUUCUAUUUGGGGAAUUGUUAAAGCAUUCCUUGUGCAAAGAAUGUGUUGAUUUAUUCAUUUUUAAUUCCAGAUAUCGAGUACCUAGUAUGGCAGGAGGGUGGUAGGGACUAGAAGAAGGAAGGUAAAUCAUAACUAUUGGUCUUGAGGUGUUCACCAUCUGCCUGGAGAAGCAGAGACAUACACGAAUACUGGCUACAGCGAAUGAGUGGAUACAUACAAUGAAUACAUGGUGCUGAUGUGGAGUCGAACCUGCAAAAUGACAACGCAAAGACAGAAAAGGGGCAGUUGGAGGAAUGUUCCACCCAUGGCUACAAUCGGAACUGCCUGAAUAAACUGUCCCACCUGGGCCACUGCUGUCCCUA